UUCUAACGUAGCGGCAUAACCUCAAAAACUGAACGAGACACCUAACCUGUGAUUUUCUAUAUUUUUCGGAAAAAUGUUAUUCUACUCGUUUUUCAAAUCUUUGGUCGGGAAAGACGUGGUAGUGGAGUUGAAAAAUGACCUGAGUAUUUGCGGUACCUUACACUCUGUGGACCAGUAUCUGAACAUCAAGCUCACAGACAUCAGUGUGACAGAUCCAGAUAAAUAUCCUCACAUGUUGUCAGUGAAGAACUGUUUCAUUCGUGGUUCUGUAGUAAGGUACGUUCAACUUCCUGGAGAUGAGGUUGAUACCCAACUUUUGCAAGAUGCUGCACGGAAAGAGGCAGCUGUACAAACCCGAUAACACAUCAGUUCGAGUAAUGCUUACAUGUAUAUUAUUAUUUACAAUAAGACGUAUUAAAGACCGUUCUGUUCAGUUUGGUUUGUUUGAUAAAGUUUAAUUUAUUCAACUUUAAUUUACGAAACGGAUGUUUAUUCACGUGUGUAACAAAUCACUGAACCCGUUGUCAACGAUUUGGCAAAAGGUCAAGGCAACAUGAUUGUAAGAAACUACAAAUAAAGCUUAUUUUGUACAAA
Messenger RNA from Diprion similis, 594 nucleotides. RefSeq names its product U6 snRNA-associated Sm-like protein LSm2. The coding region runs from base 74 to 361 and encodes 95 amino acids. Gene Ontology annotation, molecular function: RNA binding. The record is from RefSeq and is a predicted model, not a curated record. Gene Ontology annotation, biological process: mRNA splicing, via spliceosome. The transcript is spliced from 4 exons. NCBI's taxonomy places the organism in Eukaryota, Metazoa, Arthropoda, Insecta, Hymenoptera, Diprionidae. Gene Ontology annotation, cellular component: U4/U6 x U5 tri-snRNP complex; catalytic step 2 spliceosome; precatalytic spliceosome.